Pelodiscus sinensis (Chinese soft-shelled turtle) is the source of this 1327-nucleotide messenger RNA. The record is from RefSeq and is a predicted model, not a curated record. NCBI's taxonomy places the organism in Eukaryota, Metazoa, Chordata, Testudines, Trionychidae.
AUAUGGCUGUUCCUUGUAGGGAAUAAGGUGGACAAGACGGACACAUCCUACAAUCAGAUGUUUCCUACUUCAUCUCCAGACAGUCCUGGUCACUGCAUGGCUCUUGGGCACUGCAUUCUGGGGAGGCGUAGUGACCUGUGAACAUCCUGCAUGUGAUGGCAAGGUGCUGCCUGGCCCGGACUGUUGCUGUGGUAUCUCUCACUGUAACUCUGUCUGCUGUUGCUGUCAGGUACCCUAGCUGCCAAGUCUUCCACCCACUGCUCCAUCCUUUCAGACAGCUGGCUUACAGGUCAAUACCAGUACAUUGUUUCCAUUUUUAUCCUGUCAGCAUGCUUAGCGGUUACCAUCCAAAUGAGAAUGUUCACAACAAAGCUCGCACCUCCCCAUAUCCAGGGUCAAAUGUUGAGCGCAGCAAAGUACCUACUGAUAAAGUGGACUGGCUAGUUGAGUGGGAGGAUUACAAGCCUGUGGAAUACACUGCAUCCUCUGUCUUGGCUGGACCCACAUGGGCAGAUCCACAGAUCAGUGCCAAAAACUUUUCUCCCAAAUUCAACGAGAAGGAUGGACAAGUGGAGAGGAGGAGUCUGCUUGGCUUGUAUGAGGUUGAAAAUGGAAGGCCCAGAAAUCCUGGAGGCAGGACUGGACUAGUGGGUCGAGGAUUAUUGGGGCGCUGGGGACCAAACCAUGCUGCAGAUCCUAUUCUAACUAGGUGGAAGAGAGAUAGCAGGGGCAAUAAAAUAAUUCACCCUAUCUCUGGCAAGAACAUUUUACAGUUUGUAGCAAUCAAGAGGAAAGACUGUGGGGAAUGGGCCAUUCCAGGGGGUAUGGUAGAUCCGGGAGAGAUUAUUAAUGCCACACUGAAACGAGAAUUUAGUGAGGAGGCCUUAAACUCCUUACAGAAAUCCAGAGUAGAGAAGGAAAAGGUGGAGAAGCAAAUGAACAGACUCUUCAACCAGGAACAUUUUGUGGUGUAUAAGGGAUAUGUGGAUGAUCCUCGUAAUACAGAUAAUGCCUGGAUAGAGACAGAAGCUGUGAACUACCAUGAUGAACCUGGUGAGAUGAUGGAUAACUUGCUUCUGGAAGCAGGAGACGAUGCUGGGAAGGUGAAAUGGGUUGAUAUCAAUGAGAAACUCAAACUAUAUGCAAAUCAUGGUGACUUUAUCAAGCUUGUAGCCGAGAAAUGGGGAGCACACUGGAAUGAAGACCCUGUUCCAUAAAGCUUAUGGAAUCCAAAUAUAAACUGAAACUUUAUUUAGAAAAAGGCCAUCUUUUGUGUAUUCAGUUUUGUUAGUUUUCAGUACUAAGAAUAAACUAUUCUUACAUAUUA